CGGAGCGGGGGCUGCUUGGCUACUGCGCCCCUCCCCCCGCCGGACCUCCGCCCGCAGCGCCGCUCCGCGCAGAAGACGGGCGGGGGUCCCGGGGGGGGGGUCGAGAUUGUGACGGGCUUGAAACGGGCCCCGCCCCGCAGACCCCCGCUGGGGCCCCCUGGGGCAGACCCCCCCACUCAGCGGGGGCCCCUCCAGCCGCGCAAGGGCUGACGGGAACAGAGGCGCGCUCGAACAGCCAGGCGAGGGAGCCUCCCGCUGCCCGUCCUCGGUUUCCCGGCGGGCCCCGCGCGGCCACAGCGCCCACGAGCCAAUCGCGGCUUCCGGCGCGGGGCCUUCUGGGGGCGGUAGUCCAUUUCCCCCCGCUGGAGCGCGGAGGAAGGCGGUCGGCGGGUGCCGGGCCGCUUUCUGCUUCCAGGGCUUUUCCGCCGCCCGGAGCCGACCGCAGGGAGGCGGCAGGGGCGCUCGGUCGUCUUCCGGCAGGUACCCUUGCCAUGGGGGGAGCCGCGGCCUAGCGCCCCGCACGAAGCCUGGGACUCGCGUAGCCGCCGCCGCCGCCAUGUCCUUAGUGGCCUACGCCAGCAGCGAGGAGGAGCGGGAGGAAGAGGAGGAGGAAAAGGAGGAGAGCGAAGGGGCGGCCACGGGCCCGCGGGGGCUCCUCUCCGUCCUGCCGGCGGCCCGGCCCGGCCCGGCUCCGAAGCGGCAGCCGGUGCGAAUCCCGGCGCCUCGUCUGCCCGAGGAGUCCGACUCGGAGGAGGAGGAGGAACCGGCGCCCAAGAAGCCCGCGCGGCCCGGGGGUCUCUCCGCGCUCCUCCCGCAGCCCCGCCGCGGAGCCCCGCCGCCCCGCAGGACCGACCCGGCCGCGCCGCCCUCCCCCUCGGCCAUCAAGGCGGCGGCCAAGAGCGCGGCCCGGCAGGUGGCCCGGCAGGUGGCCCAGGAGGGCGAGGCGGAGCCCCCGCAGCCCUUCUUCCCGCUGCCGCCGCCGCCGCCCCUGCCGCCCCCCGGCCCGGCCGCCGCCGCCGCCUUCCCCGACGACCUCCCGCCCGGCACCGAGCCCGACGGCCAGGACGGCGCCGACGCCCCGCUGGAGUUCAAGACGCCGCCCGGCGCCCGCCCCGCCCCGCCCGGCUGGCCCCCCGCGCCCGGCCCGGACUACGGCGCGCCCUACGCGGGCUACUACGGCGCGGGCUACUACCCGGAGAACGACCCGGGCUUGGGGCAGCCCCCCGAGGGCAGCGCGGACGUCGCCCCCGCCUCCUUCAUGGACGACGAAGCGUUCAAGCGUCUGCAAGGCAAGCGCAACCGCGGCCGAGAGGAGAUCAGCUUCCUGGAGAUCCGGGGCGACGACCAGCUGAGCGGAGUCCAGCAGUGGCUCACCAAGUCCCUGACGGAGGAGCAGAGCAUGAAGUCCUUCAGCAAGAAAAAGGGGGAACAGCCCACCGGGCAGCAGCGGAGGAAGCACCAGAUCACCUACCUGAUCCACCAGGCAAAAGAGCGUGAGCUGGAGCUGAAGAACAGCUGGGCAGAGAACAAGCUCAGCCGGCGUCAGACCCAGGCCAAGUACGGCUUUUAGCCCCUUCCCAGCCGAGGGGGGCCAACUCGGGACCCUGUUCUGCCGGGCAGCGAGGCCCGCUGGCCUGCCAGGGAAGCCGCCGCAGGAGGCCGUG
Messenger RNA from Pseudonaja textilis, 1664 nucleotides. Lineage: Eukaryota; Metazoa; Chordata; Lepidosauria; Squamata; Elapidae. The record is from RefSeq and is a predicted model, not a curated record.